This is a messenger RNA of Drosophila ananassae, 1880 nucleotides long. RefSeq lists its product as uncharacterized. The record is from RefSeq and is a predicted model, not a curated record. Bases 123 to 1727 code for a protein of 534 amino acids. Lineage: Eukaryota; Metazoa; Arthropoda; Insecta; Diptera; Drosophilidae. The transcript has 2 exons.
CAAGAAAACCACUUACAACUUAGUGACAAUUAUUUUUCACAUUCUUACUGAAUUUGAGAGCCGUAAGUACCCGGAACUCGGAAUUUUAAUAAUUUGUGAUUUAUUUUAAUCCGAAAAAAAAAAUGCUAAGAAACAAGCCGCAACUACCGCAUAGAUUACCUCAAGCAGGAGGAGGACGUCCAAUUGGUAAGCCACGCGAUUUUCGUGAAAAUUUGGGAAUGGAACCCUUGAUCAGGCGCACUAUUAACGAGAACUACCGCGACUGGAAUGGUGGGCCGCGCAAUUGGAACGGUGGUAACGGUGGCGGUGGGCAGGAUAUUCGUCCUGCCGGAACCACACCACCGCCGCCGGCAAAUCUGGACUGGAAUAGUCCCAGUCCCCGGCGCAAUGAAUCUCCGAUGGGACAGGGCCGUCGUGACAUGUCCCCGGUUGAUAAUCCGAAACCCACUACAAAUAUUAUGGGAUAUCGCAACUAUGAUUAUUCCCAAAAUAUGCCGUAUUCCCAAAAUAUGGGUGGGGAGCCGAACCAAUAUAUGCCCAAUGACAACAUGGAUGUGGUACGGAUCUAUUCACAAGAGCCGCCGCAACAUUUCCGUAACCCGAUGUCCUCGAUGCCCCCGGAGCCCUAUUCGGGAAAUAAGCAGAACUUCGACGGGUCUCGUGACCAGAGUUUCGGAUUCCAUAGCUUCGAUGGAUAUCGUCGCUCUGAUUCGGGAUUCGAAAGCCGGAAUGGCUAUUCAAACGAGAAUUUUAAUCAAUCCGUUGAGAAGGACUAUGGUAACUGGCAGUCAUUUGGCAGCGGAAAUGAUGUGGCGAUGGGAAGGAAGCGCGAGGGGGAGCCACUAGUACCCGUAGGCCCGCCGCCGCGAAAGCGCGUGCGUCCGGAGGUGUCCGACCAGGUGUUCCUCAUCGGUGGCUACAAGUUGCCGUAUGUAACUCUUUCCAUCGAGGCCUUGCCCCAGCCGGAGAAUAGGUCGUAUGCGGUGAAGUUUUUCAAGAGGAUGCCCAACUAUCGCAUCCAUCCGAAGACCAAGGACAAAAAUGUCUACCAGGUGUAUGAUGAAAUGUUGGACCCUUUUGAUUUUGGGAACGAGGAAGGGGCCGGUCGCCCCUCGGCAAUUUCCCAGGCCUUCAAUCCAGCCCGUUUCCGGGACAAUCUCAGCAAGGAAUGGACCAAGAUCUACCGUGGUCGCAACUAUCGCAGCUGGGAGGGUUGGUGGGAGGACUUCCGUAACAUCGAUGUGGAUAUUUUCGCUCAGCUGGAUAAGUUCGAGGAUUUCAAUGUCAAGUACAACUUCUUGCCGCCGGAAGGACCUUUCGACAUCACGGAAAUACUCAAGAACAUCAGCAUUGCAUUGACCAAGAAUCGCAACAACUACUCGGGAAAUAUUCGUCAAAUCUACACCGUCAUGAAUCCCGGCAUCCUCUCGAAUCUUCCAAUGGAGGCAGUUGGCCAGCUGCAGGACUACAUUCGCAGUGUGCCCAAUCACUUGUGGGUGUACAAGAUGCGCAGCAUGAUAUAUACGUGGUACAACUACAGCCAGGUGAUCCAAAAUAACAAAGAUCCCAACGAAAAGAAGUUCCAGUUUGUCAACAAGGAGUGGCAGAGUCCUGUCAUCCACUGGAUGGCCAAGCAGGCCUUCUUCGAGCUCAAGGCCAUUAGCAAAAUCGAGUACCCCGACUAUAAGGUUGUGUAUGGAAAAUGCAACAAGUCGGCAAAGAAAUAAAUUGGUUCUUCAUUGGUUGUUCAAAAAUAUUUAAUAGACGUUCCAUAAAUCAUAGGAUCUCGAUAUGGUUUUUAUUUAAUAACUUCACCAUUUAUCUUGUAAGAACGAUGGAAUUUAGCAAUGACUUGCAAUAAAAACUGUCUAUUAACAAAA